Salvia miltiorrhiza (redroot sage) is the source of this 417-nucleotide messenger RNA. RefSeq lists its product as uncharacterized. The record is from RefSeq and is a predicted model, not a curated record. The coding region runs from base 1 to 417 and encodes 138 amino acids. NCBI's taxonomy places the organism in Eukaryota, Viridiplantae, Streptophyta, Magnoliopsida, Lamiales, Lamiaceae. The transcript is spliced from 2 exons.
AUGAAAUUCUUCGAGGGAUUCUACAACACUUGCAAGGAGAAUUGGGGGAGUAGUAUGAGCGACGAUCAAAUCACCCAACAAGCCCAGACGAUGUUCGAGGUGAAUUUCAAGAAGCAAUUCUCCUACAUCAAAGCUUGGAAAGUGCUUCGCGAAUGUGAAAGAUUCAUGUCGCAAGCCGGGAAUGUCCACUCCGCAAAGAAGUCGAAGGGCUCCGAUGGUGGAGCAACCACCACUUCUUCGGAGCCAAGUGUCACGACGAGGCCUCAAGGUCAAAAAGCGGCAAAGCGAGACAAGGGCAAGGCGAAGAAGGGAGAAGGGUCUUCGGGAGGAGGGUCGACGUUCUCCGACGCCCUCGAGAAGGUGGUCGAAAGCAUGAGGGAGCAUGCUCUGAAAACGGGGGAAAUCGCCGAGGGAUAG